Ornithodoros turicata is the source of this 3105-nucleotide messenger RNA. RefSeq names its product cell adhesion molecule DSCAM-like. Gene Ontology annotation, biological process: axon guidance; cell-cell adhesion. The transcript is spliced from 15 exons. The coding region runs from base 125 to 2230 and encodes 701 amino acids. Gene Ontology annotation, cellular component: plasma membrane; axon. The record is from RefSeq and is a predicted model, not a curated record. NCBI's taxonomy places the organism in Eukaryota, Metazoa, Arthropoda, Arachnida, Ixodida, Argasidae. Gene Ontology annotation, molecular function: protein binding.
ACAUUUUCAAAUGGCCGCGGUCGGGAUAGUUGUUUGAGCUGUCUCAUAUUAAGCCCCUUUGACGUGUCUGUGCAUUUUUGAUUCCACGGUCAUCGCUGCCAAUGGUGAGCCAGCCUGACUAACUAUGGGAAACGUUGAAACUUUGCUCCUGCUAAUAGGCUUAGGGCACAUUACUGGCGCCGGGCAGGCACCAAAGCUCCAGUCCUUUGCGUUUCCUCUGAACCCAGCUCUGAAUACGAAGAUAAUUGUGUCUUGCGCUUCAGUAAAGGGAGAUGACCCGCUUUCAUUCUCCUGGUUCAAAGAUGGACGUCCACUGGGCUCAGGACACAGAAGUGUGGUCAACAUCGUCACUGGAAGCGUAGCCAUGCUGACUAUUCUCAAUGUAGGCGCUCAAGACAUUGGCAAUUACACCUGUGUGGUGAAGAAUUCGUACGGAACAGAUCGUUACACAGCAGCGUUGCUCCUCACAGCCGCUCCGGUUUGGCUUUCGGAACCCAAAGACACCGACGCUGUCCAAGGUGGUCAUCUGGUGCUUUCAUGCGACGCUGCCGGCUUUCCCAAACCGAGGGUGACGUGGAAGAUGCAGAUAGGUAGCAGCGACCUUAUCACAUUACAUCCCGUGGGCAGAAGAAAGAUUUACGACAAUGGAACGCUUGUUAUUGAGAGUGUGGAAUCCGACGACGGCGGUAUCUACCAGUGUGACGUCAGCAACGGCGUAGAACCACCGCUGUCAAAGGCAGUCAAGGUGGCUGUUCACGUUCCGCCUCGCAUCAGCAAGUCAUCUCCUGAAGUGUCAGUAAAAAGAGGAGAUAUCGCGAAAAUUGCCUGUGACGUCACUGGCCAGCAUCCGCUGGUGGUUACGUGGGAGAAGGACAACGCGGUGCUGCUGCCUUCCGUCGACAGGUACGAGACCCACGAAGAAAUCACAUCGACGGGCCUCAUCUCAGUUCUCGUGAUCCACAACAGCGUCAGGAAAGACGCCACUAAUUACGUCUGUGUUGCCAAGAAUGACUUCGGCCAAACGAGCCACGCGUACAGACUCAUCGUGCUAGAACCACCGGAAAGCCCACGUGACUUGGUGGUGACAGAACGUCGUAGCCGAUAUGUAUCGGUUAAAUGGGCACCACUCAGAAAGCAGGUGCUAAGAUACGUGUUUAGGUACUGGAGGAAAUCAUCUCGAGGAAGCGUCCUUCAGGAGCAACAGGUGGACGGAACGCGAAACUCGGUCAUGGUUAACAACCUUCACCCCGGUACUGAAUAUGCCGCACUGGUCUUAGCAGAAAAUUCCGUCGGCUUUGGGGAUCCUUCGGAUCCAGUCAUCUUUCAAUCAACUGCCGAAGAACCCAGUGCUCCACCAAUGAAUAUCCAAUGCGAGGCCUUGGAUACGCGGAACAUCCGGCUCUCAUGGGAGCCUCCGCCAGCCGACCAAUUGAACGGAGAGUUGAAGGGCUACCACAUUGGACACAAAAUGGAUGGCAUCCCCUUGGUAUAUGACACAGUUAAUAGGGACACGUCCACCAAGACCUUUCGUGGAUUGCAAGCAGCCACAGUAUACAAGUUUAUUCUGAAGGCAUUUAACGAAGUCGGGCCUGGUCCUCCCUCGGAAGAAGUCUCAUGCACAACUCUCAACGGAGAUCCUCCCUCAAUGCCGAGCCUUCGAGUGACGAGCAUCACUUCGUCGUCCGUAAGCUUGCACUGGAACAGUCCACCCUCUGCUGCGGCUCCUAUUAUUCAAUACGAAAUCCAGUACGGUACAGAUGACGGUGACAAACGUCAACUUCAUUUUCCGGCCACCAAGGAUGCGGUUACAUUGACAGAUCUGCGCAGCGGCACCCGAUACAACUUCCGCAUGGCUGCUUUCAACCUAUACGGACGGGGAGAUUUCUCGCACGACCUUCCGGCUGUCACGCAUCUUUCAGAUGGCAGCAGCCCAUUCCCCGUAAUGGACGACAUGCCAUUCUACUACAAGACGUACUUCGUCGUGCCUGUGGUGGCUUCCUUCACAGUCAUCAUCACAGCCAUCGUCAUUGCCUGGGCGUGUCUCAAGAGAGCUACCAUCAUGCAAAGUACUCCUUUGGUGAGCCAAUACGCUAGGACAUCGUACAUACCCACCAUGGACCAUCGUCAGGAGGAACCUUACGAUAUACCAUGGGACGGACCAACAAACAGGAACUCCAUGUGCAAAGAAGGAAGCUACACUCGUCUGAAGAGACAACGUAACGUCGUAUAAUGCAAUGCAACACCAGGUCAUCUCCAUCGCCAUGGUUGGGUGCAGCAGUACACCGAGACAACGGGCACCCAUCCUGAAGCCACUCAAUAACAGCUGGCAAUAUGGCUUAUAAUUGUGCGCGUUUGACCCAAAAUAAGAGAGUCUCGUGAAUCAACUGUGUGUAAAAGUAGAUGGGAUAGCUAAGACGAGGUUUCCAAUCAAGAUAAGAUUAAUAAAAAGGGGCGCUUGAGAGGGAAACUGUAUGUUGAGAGAAGCGCUAAACUUUUACAUUUUACAGUUGUGACUUGGUUCAAUGCUUUGUGGGAAAGCGUCUGAUAUUUCCAAGUAUCGUGUGUGUGCGCGCUUGCGUAGUUUCGUAUGGGAGCCCCGAACUUUAUUACGAUAUUUAAUUCGAUGUUGUUGUUUUUACAGUUUCCGAGAACAAUGUACAGUUUUGUAGUGUCAUUUUCAGUAAAUGUGCACUGCAGAGUUAAUUGCAAAGCAUGAAAUAUUCCCGAUGGAGGAUACGGCGGUACUCAGGAAUGUGGACGGAAUAGGCGGUUAUUUGUGGUGAACGUACGAGUUCUUUAUGAAUGGCGUUUACUUCUUUCCAACGCCGGUCACAAAAUUUUCGUUUACUGCACGUGUAUAGCAGAGCCCUGAACUACAGGAGGAAGAAACACUGUACUUGAUUCGUAAGAACCCAGCUCAGUUUAUUCAGUGGACGGACGGAAAAUCUCACCAAGCUGAAUAAAAAGACUUCUUCCCGCAAGGGCCUUUUCCUGCCCUGCGCUGGAGACCGCGCGGUGACCAACCUAGUAGGAGUCUGCUCUGUGUUCCCUGCAGGUACAUGUGUUGCGGGCCAAUUUCUCAAUAAAGAUUACUAUGCUUGUCCA